GCUAUUGCUACGAUCAAAACAAAUGUUCGUUUGUCAAAAAUCGAAUAAUGCAAUAUUAAAAGAGGAUGAUGAUUUGAAAGAAUUGGCAAAUAAUCUUCUUAAAAUAAUAAGAGAUAAUUAA
Dentiscutata erythropus is the source of this 121-nucleotide messenger RNA. Lineage: Eukaryota; Fungi; Glomeromycota; Glomeromycetes; Diversisporales; Gigasporaceae. The record is from the annotation of a GenBank genome assembly.